AUGCUUCCUCGGAGCCUAGUGGCGAGCGUAGUGCUCUGGCUGGGAACAGGCUGCCUAGUGGCCGGUGCAGCUCCGAUCGAGCAUGCCGGCGUACAACUCAAGGGCGCCGACUUUCACUCCACCAUCAGCUCCGGCCUCUGGUUCAUCGAACAUUUCUCACCCUACUGUCACCACUGCAAGCAAUUUGCACCGGCAUGGAGAGAUCUCGUCGAGAAGUCCCAGCCCCUCAUUGAUGCCGGUCGGAUCCAAUUUGGCCAGGUCGAUUGCGCAGAUCAAGGCGAUCUAUGUGAUGCAAACUCUGUCAAAGCCUAUCCGGAUCUGCGGAUGUUCAAAGACGGCAUCUCUUCGACGCCCUUUGUAGAGGAGCGCAGUGAGGAUAAGCUUACCGCUUUCAUCGACAAGGAGAUUGCUGCCUACAAGCCUGUCAAGGCAGCGCCCGCCGCAGCCGUCACCGAGAAGAGCGAUACGUCAAAGGAUAAGAUUGUGCCUGACCUGCCAGUCCCGAUACAGGAGGCAAAGGUGAAAGCGGACGAGUCUGUCAAGGCUGUCAGACCACCCGCCGUCGACGAUACGCCGUCUACGAGCACAGGCUCAGAAUUUGUCAUCCAGAGCCGAUCGCGCGAUCUCCCCAACAUCGACGGUCAACUCCUCACGCUCAACGCAACAGGCCUGACCCAUCUCAUUUCUCCCUCCGCAACAGCGCCUAUCUUCAUCAAGUUCUUUGCGCCCUGGUGCAGUCACUGCAAGAAGCUCGCCCCUGCCUGGAAGGACUUGGCCGCUCUUCUUAAGGAACGCGUCCAUGUCGCAGAAUUCGACUGCGAUGUUGCCGAGCACCGCGAGGCUUGUCGCAAGGCAGACAUACGUGGCUUUCCGACCCUGACUUUCUUUCAUCAGGGAGAAAGCAUAGAAUACAAGGGCUCGAGAUCGCUCACGCAGAUGCAAGCGUUUGCGCUCAAGGCUGCUGCAAGUUUCGGCGUGCAUGACAUCAGUCCCGGCGUCUUCGAGCGAGUCAGCCAAGAGGAAGACAUCUUUUUCCUCUACUUAUAUCCAAAGACCGCGACCGAGGAAGAGACAAGCCUCGUCUCGGAAGCUGCCAAGGUCCUCCUGGGCGGCGCAAAAAUAUUCAAGACGUCGUCGAGCGAUCUCUUUGAGCGAUACAAGCUUCCCCUCACUGAGGCUCACAUACUCGUCUUCAAGGACUACGAUAUCGCACAGCCUCUCAAGACGCUACAUAUGUCUUCCGUCUUUGCGGAUCGCGAAAUCAGAGCUUGGCUGUUCGCCAACAGGCUACCCUCGCUGGGUGAAUUGAAUGCGCAAUACUUCAAGGACUACACAGAGGGAAGCGCAUACAUGGUCCUCGCUGCGCUAUCUCCGCAAAAACUAGGACCCGAUGGCAUGCAGCAGCGGAAAGACGAGCUGAGAACUCUGGCAAGAUUAUAUAGCGAUUCGCAAGCGCAGACUGGAGAUCUGAAGCCUGUCAACUUUGCAUGGAUGGAUGCAGACCAGUGGUCCAAGUGGCUCCAGCAGAACUACAAGAUCAGCAUCAAGGGUACAGACGUUCCCAUUGUCAUUGCUGACCCCAAGGUAUCUUUCGCACGGCUUCACGCUCUACAUGGCCGACGGCUGACUCAAUCGCAGAGGCUGGAAUACUUCGACGUCGAUACACACGGUAGACGGAUAGCACUAAGUGAGAGCUCUAUCUUCGCUACCUUAAGCGAGUUCCAACGCGGUCUACUAUCACCAAAGUCAUCGCGGGGCCUCAUGGACAGAUGGGCUUUCACGCUGCAGCAAAAGAUGGAAGGUGGCAUGCAUUUCAUGCUCGACAAUCCUGUCUACUUCAUGGCGGUUGUUCUAGUGAUGGCACUUCUGAUCAUCUGGAUGAUCUAUUCGGUUCUUACCGAGCUGCCGACUGGCAGCACCAAAGGCACUUACACGCCCAUGCGACCGGGCGCUUCUGGGCCCAAGUCGCUUUAUACAGCCCCUGUCAGCACUGUCAAGGCCGACUAG
Mixia osmundae IAM 14324 is the source of this 2007-nucleotide messenger RNA. RefSeq lists its product as uncharacterized. The record is from RefSeq and is a predicted model, not a curated record. The transcript is spliced from 5 exons. Gene Ontology annotation, molecular function: protein disulfide isomerase activity. Bases 1 to 2007 code for a protein of 668 amino acids. Gene Ontology annotation, cellular component: endoplasmic reticulum. Lineage: Eukaryota; Fungi; Basidiomycota; Mixiomycetes; Mixiales; Mixiaceae.